AUGAUUGUAGGCAAAAGCCUGUACAUUCUUAGCCUUCUGGGAGCCAUUGCAAAUGCUCUCCCAGAGCCAGCGGCACCCCAGGUGACGGCGCCAGCAAAGUUGGAAGAGAGAGCGACCACUUGCACCUUCUCCGGAUCCAAUGGUGCUUCCUCAGCUAGCAAGUCGAAGACCGCCUGUUCUACCAUUGUACUCUCCGCAGUGGCGGUCCCGUCGGGGACUACCUUGGACCUGACCGGCCUGAAUGAUGGAACAACAGUCAUUUUUGAGGGCGAAACAACCUUCGGCUACAAAGAGUGGUCGGGUCCUCUUGUCUCAGUCUCCGGAACGGACGUUACGGUCAAAGGUGCAUCGGGAGCGACUCUGAAUGGAGACGGGAGUCGCUGGUGGGAUGGAAAGGGCUCGAACGGUGGCAAGACGAAGCCUAAGUUCUUCUAUGCUCAUAAAAUGUUUUCUUCCACCAUCAGUGAUAUCAAGAUCAUCAACUCUCCAGUCCAGGUUUUUAGUAUUAAUGGAGCAAAGGAUCUCACCUUGAGUGGAAUCACCAUUGAUAACAGCGACGGCGAUGUCAAGGGUGGUCACAACACCGAUGCCUUUGAUGUGGGAUCAAGCUCGGGUAUCACUAUCACUGGCGCAACUGUCUACAAUCAGGACGAUUGUCUGGCGGUUAAUUCUGGAACGGAUAUCACUUUCACCGGAGGUCUCUGCUCGGGAGGUCAUGGACUUUCCAUUGGAUCUGUCGGAGGGCGAAGUGACAACAUAGUUGACAACGUGCACAUCGAAAACUCGGUCAUCAAGGACUCUGACAAUGGUGUGCGAAUCAAGACAGUCUAUGGAGCAACUGGCUCCGUCAACAACGUCACUUACAAGGGCAUUACGCUUUCCGGGAUCGCAAAGUACGGCAUUGUGCUCGAGCAAGACUAUGAGAACGGCAGUCCCACUGGAACCCCCACGGAUGGCGUGCCAAUUACCGGUCUAACUCUGGAUGGCGUGACAGGCACCGUGAAAAGCAGCGCGACGAACAUUUAUAUUCUCUGCGCCAAAGGUGCAUGCUCUAACUGGACGUGGAAAGGUGUCAGUGUCACCGGUGGAAAGACAAGUGGCUCUUGUUCCAACAUCCCAAGCGGUGCAAGCUGCUGA
Penicillium canescens is the source of this 1137-nucleotide messenger RNA. RefSeq names its product glycoside hydrolase family 28 protein. The transcript has 4 exons. Gene Ontology annotation, cellular component: extracellular region. The coding region runs from base 1 to 1137 and encodes 378 amino acids. Gene Ontology annotation, biological process: pectin catabolic process. The record is from RefSeq and is a predicted model, not a curated record. Gene Ontology annotation, molecular function: polygalacturonase activity. NCBI's taxonomy places the organism in Eukaryota, Fungi, Ascomycota, Eurotiomycetes, Eurotiales, Aspergillaceae.